CAUGGUUGCUAUGUCUUUCUAGUUAGUUCUAUGUCACAUUAUAACCUCCAAAAGAUGAUGACCAUGCUUAGUUUCCUUUUCAUUCUCGUGCUUUUACCCUCCUUUGAGGCUCUCUCAUAUGAAGGCAUUCCCUCAGAAAUCCAAACCCAAGACAUGCAAGCAUUGAUUGCACAAGCAUGCAUGGACAUUGAAAACCAAAACUCCUGCCUCACAAACAUCCACAACGAGCUCACUAAAAUAGGCCCACCAAGCCCCACAUCGGUGAUGAGUGCAGCACUCAAGGCCACACUCAACGAAGCAAUGGUGGCCAUUGACAACAUGACAAAGAUCACCACAUUCUCCGUCAGCUACCGCGAGCAACAAGCCAUAGAAGACUGCAAGGAGCUCUUGGAUUUCUCGGUUUCUGAGCUGGCAUGGUCCUUGGGAGAGAUGAGGAGGAUUCGCGCAGGAGAUACCAACGUGCAAUACGAGGGAAACCUUGAAGCCUGGCUUAGUGCUGCACUGAGCAACCAAGACACGUGCCUUGAAGGCUUUGAAGGCACAGACAGACGCCUCGAGAGCUACAUCAGUGGAAGCUUGACACAAGUCACACAACUCAUCAGCAAUGUUUUGUCCCUCUACACUCAGUUGCAUACCUUACCAUUUAAGCCUCCAAGAAACACUACUACUGCGGAAUCUGAUGGAACCUCGGAGUUUCCUGAAUGGAUGACUGAGGGUGAUCAAGAGUUGCUCAGAGCCAAGCCACAUGGUGUUCCUGCGGAUGCAGUUGUUGCUUUGGAUGGGAGUGGUCACUAUCGCUCCAUCGCCGAAGCUGUUAAUGCAGCUCCCAGUCACAGUCAAAGAAGGUAUAUUAUUUACGUGAAAAAAGGACUUUACAAGGAGAAUAUUGACAUGAAGAAGAAGAUGACCAACAUCAUGCUCGUCGGAGAUGGUAUAGGCCAAACCAUUAUCACCAGCAACCGGAAUUUCAUGCAGGGAUGGACCACCUUUCGAACGGCCACGCUUGCUGUGUCUGGGAAGGGUUUCAUUGCAAGGGACAUGUCGUUCCGGAACACAGCAGGGCCGGUGAACCAUCAAGCGGUGGCGCUGCGUGUGGAUUCAGACCAAUCAGCCUUCUACAGGUGCAGUGUGGAAGGGCACCAAGACACGCUCUACGCCCACUCCCUGCGACAGUUCUACCGUGAGUGCGAAAUAUAUGGCACCAUAGACUUCAUUUUCGGCAACGGUGCUGCAGUACUGCAAAACUGCAAAAUAUACACCAGGGUUCCACUUCCCUUGCAGAAGGUUACCAUCACGGCCCAAGGCAGGAAAAGCCCACACCAGAGCACGGGCUUCACCAUCCAGGACAGCUAUAUUCUCGCCACCCAGCCCACCUACUUGGGCCGGCCCUGGAAACAAUACUCUAGGACGGUUUACAUUAACACUUACAUGAGUGGGCUUGUCCAGCCCCGGGGCUGGCUUGAGUGGCUCGGAAACUUUGCCCUCAACACUUUGUGGUACGGUGAGUACAGAAAUUAUGGGCCCGGUGCAUCUCUGGUGGGCCGGGUCAGAUGGCCCGGUUAUCAUGUAAUCAAAGAUGCCUCCACCGCUAGUUUUUUCACCGUUCAGAGGUUCAUUAAUGGUGACACGUGGCUGCCAAGGACAGGUGUCAAGUUCACAGCAGGUCUCACCAAUUGAGAUCAUUUGAUUACUAUUAUUUGUAGAUGAAAAACAAAUAAGUUUAUCAUAUCCUCCAUUUUUCAGAUAAAUAGCUGCACCAUUUACUCUGAUUGAUGAAAGAGGAAUAUUUUUUUUAGUAGGUGGAUGUUUAGGAAUUAAGUUUGUGUAAUAUGUAAUAGUAAUUUGGAAUUAGGUUUGGUGGUUUGUUAUACUUUUAUUGUACAAUUUCCUCUAAUAAUUUUUCUGUUCUGUGACAUUAAUUAUAAAUUAAAGC
Molecule: messenger RNA, 1933 nt
Organism: Vigna umbellata (rice bean)
Lineage: Eukaryota; Viridiplantae; Streptophyta; Magnoliopsida; Fabales; Fabaceae
Product: Plant invertase/pectin methylesterase inhibitor superfamily
Biological process (GO): cell wall modification
Molecular function (GO): enzyme inhibitor activity; pectinesterase activity
Source: RefSeq, a predicted model, not a curated record